Messenger RNA from Rubroshorea leprosula, 2759 nucleotides. The record is from the annotation of a GenBank genome assembly. NCBI's taxonomy places the organism in Eukaryota, Viridiplantae, Streptophyta, Magnoliopsida, Malvales, Dipterocarpaceae.
GGGUUGACACAGUUGGUCCCCAACGCAAUGAGGGGGGGUAGCAGGAGAGAUAAGGGGUGGUAUUAUUUCACCACGAGGGUAGCUAAUAAAGAGGGUAGGAUUUUAUUCACUGCGGGUCUUUCAUCCAUUAAGGGAUGGAAGGAAAAAUUCUUUUUUGUGGAUGACACGGAAUGGGGGAAAGGGGAUGCUGAGGUGAGGGUGUUAGCCUCCUGGAAGGCCAAAAGGGCCAACCAGAAUAGGUUUAGUUUGAAUGGGGAUGAAGAGGAAGAAGUGGGGAGGUUGGUGAGGAAGAGGGGGGAUGUACUAAAUAUUAUGGACCUCACCAGCGCAGCAUGCAUAGAGGCUGCUGAGCUCUAUGGGCCAAGCGCUCUGAGUGAAGCUGACAUGAAUCAAUUUAUGAAUACUGCUGGAGGGAAGGCCAUCCCCAAGAAGCCAAGGAAGAAGUCAAGGACUUCAGCUAAGCAAGUGGAUGAGGGGAGAGCUGGGAAGGAGGUAGUGCCCCUGGCUUCAGCUGAGAUGGAGGACGAGGUGCCACCGUUGAAGAGGAAGGGUUGGGAGGAGAGGAGAGCAGUGGAGAAGAAGCAGAAGGUGGUGGAGGAAAAGGGGAGUGGGGUGCCUGAGUUCGUACCUCAGCCUCCUCCUGUUGAGCUGGACCCUGAGCUCAGACGGUUGGAGGAGGGGGCUGAGGUACGAGCUCCUGGUAAGGGAAAGGGCCCUAUUACCCCGGCGGUGUCUCAGAGCAGCCUGUUCGAGGCGAAGAAUAUGAUGGGGGCUAGGUGGUUUAUCAACAACACCUUCCCCGAAGUAAACAAACGCCACGUGCGAGAGGAGGCUCUGAGGUACGGAGGAGCUUCUGUGGUGAAGCACGUCCUUGAGAGCGCGAGCUGGGUGAAUGGUCUAGCCCAGGAAUUCAGGGAGGGUGUAAAGGCGCGCGCACUCUUGCAGAGGCAGUGUGACCAGCUGCAGAAAGAGAAGGAAGAGUUGGAGAAAAAGAAUAAGGAGCUGCAAGAGUCUCUGAACGAGGUGGUUCCAGCUAUGAAGCAGUUGGAGCAGGAGAGGUCUUCCUUGAGCACCAAACUCGUCUUUGAGGAGAGCAAACGAAGGAUCUCCGAAAGCGAGCGUGAGGCUCAGGCGCAAGAAAUAAAGCUGAUAACGGAGGCAUUCAAGGAGCUGAAAGGGAACAUGCAGAAGUUGGUGCAUAAUGGAAUGGAGGAGCACAUUAGCAACUUCAUCAGUUCCAGCUCGUUUGACAGCAUCGUCAACUUGUACCAGCUGCCCACUGCCAUCAUCGCGUUUACUGAUUGCAGAAAGAAGGUGAAGGCUGCAUAUCCCGAAGUGGAUGUGACAAAGAUCACCUUCGGCGAGCAAGAAGAAGGAGUGGAGGAAGAUGGUGAGAGCAUGUCAGCAGACUUCCGUCCUCAAAUCAAAUUGAGGUGGGAGGAUGAUGCAGACGGUCUUGCUGUUUUCCCUCCAAGAUUCGACUUUGAGUUCGUGGCAGUGGAGGAAGAAGGGGCAGAGGUAGGAGGAGACGAAGUGGAGGUAAGAGUGGAAGGAACUGAAGUGGAUGAGAGGCAACUAGCUCCAGAAGUAGAGAUCCACUCAGUUCCUUCUGACGAUGAGCAGCCUCCACUGCCAGAUGAGCAGCAGCCAACACAACCACCUCUUCCGGCUGAACAAGAGCCAAGAGGUUAUGAUGAGAGUGCAGAGAUAGUGGAAGAGGUAAAGCAGUACCGAUCUGAACUAAGGACCAGGGAUGACCUGUGCCACUUAGUAGAAACGUACGAGAUCUCUUCUCGGGUGUUAGUUAGGCCAACUGGGGUAGAGGAGAGGACAUGUUCUGCUCCUCGGGAUCAUUGGAUGCCCGUAUACUCCCAUUAUUUGUAUGCUGGGCUUAAGUUUCCAAUUCCCGAGUUAUUAAUAGGUUUACUGUUAGAUUACAACAUAGGGUUGACACAGUUGGUCCCCAACGCAAUGAAGGGAGGGAGUAGGAGGGAUAAGGGGUGGUAUUAUUUCACCCCUAGGGUAGAUAAGAAGGAGAGCAGGAUUUUAUUUACUGCGGGUCCUUCAUCCAUUAAGGGAUGGAAGGAAAAAUUCUUUUUUGUUGAUGAUACGGAGUGGGGGAAAGGGGAUGUCGAGGUGAGGGCAUUAGCUUCCUGGAAGGCUAAAAGGGCCAACCAGAAUAGGUUUAGUUUGAAUGGGGAUGAGGAGGAAGAAGUGAGGAAGUUGGUGAGGAAGAGGGAGGAUGAAUUGAAUAUCAUGGACCUCACCAGCGCAGCAUGCAUAGAGGCUGCUGAGCUCUAUGGGCCAAGCGCUUUGAGUGAAGCUGACAUGGAACAGUUUCUGAACACUGCCGGAGGAAAGGCCAUCCCCAAGAAGCCAAGGAAGAAGUCAAGGACUUCAACCAGGCAAGUGGAUGAGGGGAGAGCUGGGAAGGAGGUAGUAGCUACUGCUUCAGCUGAGACGGGGGAAGAUGUGCCACAGCUGAAGAGGAAGGGUUGGGAAGAGAGGAGGGCACUAGAGAAGAAGAAGAAGGUGGUGGAGGAAGAGGCUAGUGGGGUGCCUGAGUUCGUACCUCAGCCUCCUCCUGUUGAGCUGAACUCUGAGCUCAGACGGUUGGAGGAGGGGGCUGAGGUGGUUUAUCAACAACACCUUCCCCGAAGUAGACAAACGCCACGCGCGAGAGGAGGCUCUGAGGUACGGAGGAGCUUCUGUGGUGAAGCACGUCCUUGAGGUACGUUAAAUUAAUGCUGCUGUUUACU